Pistacia vera is the source of this 1818-nucleotide messenger RNA. Its product is annotated as scopoletin glucosyltransferase-like. NCBI's taxonomy places the organism in Eukaryota, Viridiplantae, Streptophyta, Magnoliopsida, Sapindales, Anacardiaceae. Bases 136 to 1722 code for a protein of 528 amino acids. The record is from RefSeq and is a predicted model, not a curated record. The transcript has a single exon. Gene Ontology annotation, molecular function: UDP-glycosyltransferase activity.
ACUUCUUCUCCAACAAACAGUCAAACUACGAUCACCUACUGGUAAAACCCUCCCAAACCCUUCGCCUCUAAGUUUUCUCGUCGUUUAAAUAUCAAACCUUCUUGAUCCUGAAACCAUCCAACAAAAAUAUCAAACAUGUCUUCUUAUUCAACUUUUCCUGAUCUGGACACCGAGAUAUGGAUUGUUCCAUUCUUCGGCCAAGGCCAUCUUUAUCCUUGCAUGGAAUUAUGCAAGCAAUUAGCCUCCCGUAAUUUCAAAACCUCCCUGAUCAUUUCUUCCAAUAUCGCCAAUAACGUCCCUUCCUCUAUGCGUCAACUUCCUCUCUUUCAAAUUACUGAAAUACCCUCGUCUCCGCCACCGACGUCGCAGCCUGGCUCAGUCUCCAACCCACUUCAACACCACCAUCACCAGCACAGCCAGAUGGCCGAGGGCCUUCAGAAUCUCUUUUCGACCGGGGUCCGACCCGUUUGUGCUAUUGUUGAUGUUAUGAUGUCCUGGACGGAUGAUACUUUCAAAAAGUUUGGAGUUCCGACAAUUGGGUUUUUCACUUCGGGUGCUUGUUCUGCGGCUAUGGAGUAUGCCACGUGGAAGGCCCACCCGGAAGAUCUCAAACCCGGAGAGAUCCGUUUGCUCCCCGGGUUGCCUGAAGAGAUGGCUUUAACUGAGUCGGAUCUUAAGCGCAAGCCUCAUGGGCCUCCAGGAGGUAUGCUCGGCCCACCAGGUGGUCCUGGCCCAUUUCCAGGCGCGGGCCCGAGGCCGGGCUUCCCUGGUCCACCAGGUGCAGGCCCGAGGCCUGGCUUCCCUGGUCCACCAGGCGCACCUGGGCCUAAGAUGAUGGGCCCACCUCGUCCGGGUCAACAACCACCGUGGGUGGAGGAAGUAGCGGGGUCAAUCGCGUUGAUGCUUAACACGUGUGAUGAUCUCGAACGACCAUUUAUAAAGUACCUGGCUGAUCAAACGGGGAAACCGGUUUGGGGAGUCGGCCCACUAUUACCGGAACAGUUCUACAAAUCAGCCGGUUCAUUGCUUCACGACCGCGAAAUAAGAUCGAACCGCCGGUCUAACGUGACGGAAGACGAGGUAAUCGAAUGGCUAGAUUCGAAGCCACGUGGAUCAGUCUUAUACGUGUCAUUCGGUAGUGAAGUCGGCCCCAAAAUGGAGGAGUACCCACAAAUAGCCGACGCAUUAGAAGCAUCAAACCAGCCAUUUAUUUGGGUAAUUCAAGCCGGUUCAGGUAGAUCGGGCCCGCCACGUCAGCUAUUGGGCCUAAGUGGCGGAGAAGGCGAAGAAGAAGGGUAUUUUCCCCACGGGCUGGAUAGCAAAGUUGGUGAAAGAGGUUUGAUAAUACGCGGAUGGGCACCACAAUUGUUGAUACUGAGUCACCCAUCAACGGGGGGAUUUUUGUCGCAUUGUGGAUGGAAUUCAACGGUGGAGGCAAUCGGGCGUGGGGUCCCGUUUUUGGCGUGGCCCAUCAGAGGUGACCAAUUUUAUAAUGCGAAAUUGGUAAUCAAUCAUCUUAAAGUGGGGUACAUGGUUAGUGAUGAUCAAUCAGAAAUGACGAAGAAGGAUAAUAUAAUAAAGGGAAUUGAGAAGCUGAUGGGAGAUGAAGAAAUGAAGAAGAGAGCUGAAGUGAUUGGGAAGAGAUUUGAGAAUGGUUUUCCUACAAGUUCAGUGGCUUCUUUGGAUGCUUUCAGUGAUUUUAUUAAGCAGAAAGCAGUUUAGUUAUUAUUUCUUGUAUUUUAGUCCUCUCCUUGUUUUGUUUGGUUGGGAGGUUGAGACUUUGCAUGUUAAAUGUAAUUUUAAUUCUUUUUAACAUCA